Molecule: messenger RNA, 483 nt
Organism: Seriola dumerili (greater amberjack)
Lineage: Eukaryota; Metazoa; Chordata; Actinopteri; Carangiformes; Carangidae
Gene: cnih2
Product: cornichon family AMPA receptor auxiliary protein 2
Exons: 6
Coding region: 1-483 (160 amino acids)
Biological process (GO): regulation of AMPA receptor activity; vesicle-mediated transport
Cellular component (GO): synapse; dendrite
Source: RefSeq, a predicted model, not a curated record
AUGGCGUUCACCUUUGCGGCCUUCUGCUACAUGCUCACCUUGGUGCUGUGCGCCGCUCUCAUCUUCUUUGUCAUAUGGCAGAUCAUCGCAUUUGAUGAGCUUCGCACUGACUUCAAAAACCCCAUUGAUCAGAGCAAUCCCACCAGAGCGAGGGAAAGAAUCCUCAACAUUGAAAGAAUCUGCAACCUGCUUCGCAGAUUGGUGGUACCGGAGUACUCCAUCCACGGGCUCUUCUGCCUGAUGUUCAUGUGCGCUGGAGAGUGGGUCACACUUGGCCUAAACAUCCCACUGCUCUUCUACCAUCUGUGGAGGUUCUUCCACCGGCCAGCUGACGGGUCAGAGGUCAUGUAUGAUCCCGUCAGCGUGAUGAACGCCGACAUUCUCAACUACUGCCAGAAGGAGUCCUGGUGUAAGCUGGGAUUUUAUCUGCUGUCUUUCUUCUACUAUCUCUACAGCAUGGUCUAUGCCUUGGUGAGCUUCUAA